Amoebophrya sp. A120 is the source of this 2023-nucleotide messenger RNA. Lineage: Eukaryota; Dinophyceae; Syndiniales; Amoebophryaceae. The record is from the annotation of a GenBank genome assembly.
CGGACAGAAGAACGCCGCGCACUGUUGCUGUGCUGCUGUUCGACUCGCCGGCGUUGCGUUUCGCAGACCCUGGACCCCCUCCCAGCAGCCCUGAACCCUCUAAAGGCCAAUUUUUGCAGAUAUUUGUAUUUGUGAAAUUUUCCACUCAGUAAAUCGAUGAUGCUUCAGCGACCACAGGUCGAGGUUUGUAUCUAUCUAACCAUGCAGAUGCAGGCGCAGCAUGAAGUUGACGUUCUUCAAAAUGCUGUAAAAAAGGUAAUUUGCUAUCCCAGUUGAUUAUUUCAUAUUCUUCAACAUGUUCAAAACCGAUGAAACCAUCUUCACUUCUUGCGUCUAGUAGCAUUUCGAAUUCGAGACUAGAGAAAGAACGACCCAUGUCCACCUCCACUGCAUUCUUUUCGCAAGCCAGAGUUGUAUACGGGAGUAGAUAGCACGGUAAGCAGUAAACUAUCGGGCGUCAGUAAGCAGCCGGCUGCAAGGGAACGUGUCCCGCGAGUUCCACCGAAAUGCAGGACCAAAAUCUGACAGCGGCGCAACAGCAGCAGCUUGCAGUGCUGCAGGUAGUAGAGGUCAUUUUUCUACUUCUUAAUUUUGGUAGUUCAUACCUAUGAAGAGAUGUAGAUGCUCACUAGCUGAGCCUGCUGUGAUGCAGUACUAGUACCACAUCCCGCCCGAUUCGAAUUGAAGUAGAUAGCCCUCCAUAACCAUGAUUCACCAAUUCCAAUAAAUCAAAAAACCUCAAUAUGGAGAGAAAAAAGUUUGUCACAGUAUCUAACUUGCAGGUUUUGCAUUACAAAUUUUCUCAGCAUCACAAAGUUUCCUUGUAUUGCAGAAACACUAGGGAAAUCCGUAAUGAAGUUUGGCUGUAAUGCAUUUUUACGCAUGACAAGCAAUUUUGUAUUGCAAGAAUGCGCAUGAGUGAUCGUGACGAACUUUUUUUCUUGGAUACCCAAACCAGCUUGCGGAAGUGAUGAAAGAGCAGAAAGAGAUGUUGAAGCUCUCUUCCAGGUGUUACCAGCAGUGCAACCCCGGCGCCCCGUCCAAACAACUCUCCAGCUCGCAGAAGACCUGUGUCUGGCGGUGCGCACAGAGGUGGACGGAGUCCAAAUAUUUUUUAAAUCAUAUGAGAGUGCACAACUACUCCCCCUCCCCCUCAUUUGUAUAGCUAUAGCAUGAACGGCAAUACAAGUGCCAGCGAGACUGCAUGUUUAGCAUGACAGAUGUGCCAGGAUUGUAGUGCUGCUAUUUGGGCUGUCAGAACUUAUCAUGCAAACAGUGCUAAGCGGCACAGCCUCGAUUCGACAUUUUGCAUGACAAAUGAAGGGGAGGGGGAGUUGUGCACAUUCAUAAAUCAGUACCUGAUGUCACAAGCCGGGGCGCAGAAAGACGCAAGUUAUGCAUUGCAAAUAUGUCUGGGUCUGCAAAGAUGCAAUUUGUCAUGCUAAAUCUGAACCAUGCAAAAAUGAUGUUGCAUGAGUGCCAAAAGCUGUCCACUUUCGGUCAAGUUAAGAGGGAGUUUCUCAUGCAGGAUAGGCAUGAUAGAGACCCCACAGAAUCUGUCAUGGGAGGCCCCGCAUUCCAGAUCUCGUGGGUCAUGGAAAACCUGCAUGACAAGUCUUGCAAUCUCCCGGACCCAGACACUUUUGCAUUUGAUGCAAGUGUCGACGGAACCAUGCCUUUGAGAUCGGUCAAGGACCCGACGGAGGGAUAUUUUGCGUAGCAAUUUUCAUCUCGCCAAAAAAUGAUCCUCUGAACAAGCAGAAGAACUUCAACAAGCGACAUAAUAAACGACUGCCUUUGCUUUGAUGUGAUCAGUAUUGCUUCAAUCUGGACGCAUUGAAAGUGCAAUUGAUUCGCAUCAAAUACAAAAUCAAUAAAAACAAACUAAGACUGCACCGAGCUGCCCUCGCGUGCCUUGAAGAGUAGGCGACGUAACAUGGCUGAUAGCAUGGCGUCUGCUCUCUUUCUUUCUCAUGAAUGAGAUCAAGAACAGAAAAAAUCCACGUGUUCGAAAUGUUUCCCG